Molecule: messenger RNA, 4010 nt
Organism: Poecilia reticulata (guppy)
Lineage: Eukaryota; Metazoa; Chordata; Actinopteri; Cyprinodontiformes; Poeciliidae
Gene: slc25a42
Product: solute carrier family 25 member 42
Biological process (GO): transmembrane transport
Cellular component (GO): mitochondrial inner membrane
Source: RefSeq, a predicted model, not a curated record
CAGGAGUAGUAACGGUGGAGAUACAAGAGCGUGGAUGAUGUCUGUCACAUGAAGUCACUGCUGGGCGGCUGGCGUUUUAAGCUGUACAGAAAAAUAGUGCCUUUGAAGUCCAGAUAUAACUUCUGUUAGCAUUCUUCCAUGGUUUAUGUCUCCGCUGCGCUGUAGAACAGAGUAGUGUUGACGGUAAUGUAGCGGGAGGAGCUAACAGCUAGCUUACGUUACUUAACCUACUACCAGUUGGUUAAACAUCCGCUGAAGAUCCCGCAGACGACUCAAAGUUAAACAUCAAGAGUGGGAUAUCAACCCCUAAGAACCAUUCGAGCUGGUGUGAGCUUCAAGCUCUCACCUUUCUGUGGUACUUGCACCCCCGUCCUCCCUGUGAGUUAAAUGCAUGAGUGUUCUUGGUGAAUCCGUGGGGAUGGGAAGUGGAGUCCAGAAAAAGCUGUCCCCGCUGACGAAAGGAGAGGUCCUGCCGACCACUUCCUCCAGCCAGUCGGAAGCAAGCUCUGAGGACAUCCAGCAGAGUCGAUCAGUCCUCAAUUCGCUUUUCUCUGGGGCUUUAGCCGGAGCCGUGGCCAAGACCGCCGUGGCCCCGUUGGACAGAACUAAAAUCAUCUUCCAAGUGUCCUCAGCAAGAUUCUCCGCCAAGGAAGCUUAUAAACUGAUCUACCGCACCUACCUGAAGGAUGGCUUCCUCAGUUUGUGGAGGGGGAACUCCGCUACGAUGGUGCGAGUCAUCCCCUACGCUGCCAUCCAGUUCUGUGCACACGAGCAGUACAAAAGGCUGCUGGGGGGAUAUUAUGGCUUCCAGGGGAAGACUCUCCCUCCAAUCCCCAGGUUGGUGGCUGGGUCUCUGGCUGGGAUCACAGCAUCCAUGCUGACAUAUCCUCUGGACAUGGUGAGGGCCAGAAUGGCUGUCACUCCCAAGGAAAUGUACAGCAACAUUUUACAUGUUUUUGUGCGAAUCUCUCGAGAAGAGGGCAUGAAGACGUUGUAUCGAGGUUUCACUCCGACCAUCCUUGGUGUCGUACCCUACGCUGGUCUCAGCUUCUUUACUUAUGAAACGCUAAAAAAGUUACAUGCAGAGCACAGCGGCCGCUUGCAGCCUUACUCCUAUGAGCGUCUGGCUUUCGGAGCCUGCGCCGGCCUCAUCGGCCAGUCGGCGUCCUACCCUCUGGAUGUGGUGAGGCGGCGCAUGCAGACCGCAGGGGUCACAGGUCACACGUACGGCACCAUCCUGGGCACCAUGAAAGAAAUCGUGUCCGAGGAGGGGGUUAUCCGAGGCCUGUACAAAGGUCUCAGCAUGAACUGGGUCAAAGGACCUGUAGCAGUGGGGAUCAGCUUCACCACCUUUGACCUCACACAGAUCCUCCUGAGGAAGCUGUAUCAAAAGGGAUAAACCCAGUAGCACCAGAGACCCAGAGAGGACGCCGCCGAGAGUGGAGUGACCUGAUCCCACGCGCUGCUGGACAUGAAGCAGAACAGGAAACUGAGAGAAUGUUUAUUAGUGGAAAGAAACAAACGCACAAAGACUAACAACGGGCUCCUUAGGUUGAAACGUGAGGUGAACGUACCUGCUACAACCUGUUAAGUGCAAUAUGAUCACUUUAUUGCGUGCUUAUAAAUUGUAAUGCUCCAGCCCUGUGGAGAGGAUUUCUGUGAAAGUUUAGAGGUAUGGACAUGGAGGUCUCACUUUGGGUUUAAGCCGUUAAACCAAAGGUAAUAAUCUGAGUUUGUUACAGAUUAUAUGUUGGUAUGUUUAAAAACAGAGUUGAGUUUUUUUCCCCACCACUGUAUGUCAUAGCACUAACCACAGCAACUAGAUCAAAAGUUCAAGGUGUUUUCAACUUCACCCACAGGUAAUUAAAUAAACACACAAGCUGUUUUAUGCCAGUGCCAAGACAGUUGAGUAUUAAGUGUCUAUAUUGUUUAUGUUGAUUUCAGUGUAGACAUGUUAGCUUUUUAAAAAGAUUUUUUUUUAAAAGUGCAUCAGUACAGAUUUCGUGCCCCCCUGACAUGUGGUUGUUGAGGAAUACAUCGUUCUGAUCUCUUAAUCAAACACUUCCUGAUGUAAUCCAGUAAAACGCCCCCUAGUGAAUAUCAUCGUUGUUAGGUUUACAGUCUUGUUGCUGCUAGCGCUGUAGCUAAUUUGUUUUUAACUAGUGUUGAGGAUUGAAGAUGUCCAAGACUGAGGCAUUUUAACGACCCUCCUUAUCUGGAUACAGGUGAUGUCUUCCGUUUGCUGUCAGUACUGAUAGCUUCUUGGUGUGUUUCCAUACAUAUUUUUAGAAGAGAAAAUAUGAUUACUGUGGCUGUGAAAGGUCACUGAAACAACUUUGAAAUCUCCCUUUCGGGGAGGAUUAACAGUGUAGAGCUGUAGCAGCAGGGACUGUCUGAAUAAGCCGACUGGAAAUAUGCAAACACCUACCUAAUAUGUGAUUUAAAAAAAAAUUUUGUUGUACUUUUUGUAGCGUUCUCAGUGUUGUCUUUAUCUAACUAUAACACAUUGUGAGUUGGUGUCAAGCAAACGACUUUCUACAGCCAAAUUGCUCAUUUUGCCUUCAGUUCAGCAGCUUAACACUGGGACAUUAUUGAUGCAAGCUGACUGUCGCUGAAGAGCGCCAGUGGUUUCUAUACUUAGAACUGACAUACCAAGGCAGGAUGGUUGAGCUCCUAAUGCACAGCCAAGUGGAGCAGAGUGCAGGUCCAGGCAGACUGGAGAGCAGGACAUGAUUUGUAUUUUAUGCCCUUAUGGAGCUGAACAACAUAAUUUAAUGUUUGAUUGAUGCAUUUUCUUUCUAUGUCCUCCAUAAUUUUUUGCAGCCCUCAUAAAGAUGCGUAAAAAAAGCGUUUGGACAAAUUAGUUUUUUCUUUCUUGCAUGUGAAAAUAAAACAACCGAGCACAUUUAUUCAUGCGGUGGGGGGAAUCCCAGUUAAAUCCCCUCAGGGUAUAUAUACUCUGAUGCACUCCAAUGGGAUUCCCAGGGCUACGGAAGUGAAACUAGCCCACAGCAUUACAGAUCCUCCACCAUACCAAGCAGCUGGUUUUGAGCUCCUUUCCUACAUAGUACAUCCUUUGUUUCACAACAACCUCUGCUGUUUUUAUUUUUAUUUUUUUGCCAAAAAUCAGUCCCAUCUGACCAAAGCACAAGGUUUCAGUAAAAUUCUAAGUGGGAUGCUUUUGAACUCAUCUCCUACGAGCUACUGGGAACCAGUAAUCGCCAGUUGCAUUCAUAUCGAUUUCCGAUCCAACUUUGUAGUGACAAACCUUGAUCAGCUUUGAGUCUGUAACCAUGACGACGUCUGAGCCAGCGCAUGAGGCUCAAAUAACACGGUAACUACAGCCUGAAUGAAGGUUAAUUUCUGACACAAGUGCCUAGCAGCAACAGCUUCGUUUUUAACAUAACUGAGUUGAUUCUGCUAACCUAUGUUGACGUUUUCACGUGGUUUUGAAGUGACGAGUGUUUAAGAAUCAGCAGCUGUUUGAAAGACGUUUUAAUAUCAGUGACUGAAUGUAUUAACUACUGUACAGGUCCAGAUUUACUAUGUGAAUUUUGUAAGACUAACUGCCUUGCAGAGUAUUUUUGCCUGAGGUUUUAUCGUUCUUAUACAAGAUUCCCAGUUCAUUCCAACACUUUUUGGGCUGAUAUUUAAGGAGUUUCAUUUUAAAAUGAUUUUUAAAAAUGACAUUUAAUGUCUGCUUCUCUACAGAGAGGACAGAAAGACAAUCAGAAAAAUGCCAAAAUAAAGGUGGAGGUUUUGCUCGUUAAUCGGAUAAAAUUGGAUGACAACAGCUUUAAUAGAAAAAAAAUAACUAUGCUGCGGCAGAUGAUAUUGUGGAGUUUACUGUGGUUGCAGCUGUUUUUGUAACUCCUUAAUUUGUGCCAAUUGAAUGUAACAUAGCUACUAAAUAGCCUCAUCAUCUGUCCACUCUAUAGUGAUGACGGUGUAUCUGUGGGAGUAUGUUCAAAUAUCAGACUCUGCAAAUAAAACUGGAUGUUCAAGGUGCA